AUGAAGUUUGAAUUGUAUCUGUAUGUACUACUAGUAGUAUUCGGGGGAGCCGUGGUGAACGCUUCGUCUCCACCAGCUGCAGUUCUCCACUGCGUCAACGAUAUUGCCCGCCUUUGUGAAGGAUUUCAUAGCAACUAUGAAUGUAUAUGUUACAACAGAGACAGGAUGUUGUACUGUUUGGCAACUGUGUCUCCGUACGGCAAUUACAUGGAGGCCAGGGACCACUUUUUGGGGACAUGUAUCGAUCGCAUUCCUGCCUUAAUAAACGAUCCAAAUUUCAACCUAGAUUUACCAAGGAAAACAUUGACUACCACAGUUGGUGGUACCCUUACUAGUGCUUCAGAGUUUCCAUCGUCUGCGCUCGAGCCUAGCAAUGGCACCAAAACACCUCUUCCAACACUGGAACCGACCGCUUCCGCCACAGAGCCAAGUGUCUCAGAAGGAUACCCUUCAACAUCAGUACAUACUUCUGAACACACAACCACAUCGACAGAUUUAUCUUCAGAGUACCACUCUCCUGUUAGUACAGAACCAUUGCCAAUACCACUUCCUACAGAUAUUCCAGUGCAUAUUCCACCCGAUGAGUGUGACGACAACUUUGAAGAUGAUCCGUAG
This is a messenger RNA of Pichia membranifaciens NRRL Y-2026, 615 nucleotides long. RefSeq lists its product as hypothetical. The coding region runs from base 1 to 615 and encodes 204 amino acids. The transcript has a single exon. The record is from RefSeq and is a predicted model, not a curated record. NCBI's taxonomy places the organism in Eukaryota, Fungi, Ascomycota, Pichiomycetes, Pichiales, Pichiaceae.